Gavia stellata (red-throated loon) is the source of this 2783-nucleotide messenger RNA. RefSeq names its product glutaminyl-tRNA amidotransferase subunit QRSL1 (gene QRSL1). Gene Ontology annotation, biological process: mitochondrial translation; glutaminyl-tRNAGln biosynthesis via transamidation. The transcript is spliced from 11 exons. Lineage: Eukaryota; Metazoa; Chordata; Aves; Gaviiformes; Gaviidae. The record is from RefSeq and is a predicted model, not a curated record. Bases 44 to 1603 code for a protein of 519 amino acids. Gene Ontology annotation, cellular component: glutamyl-tRNA(Gln) amidotransferase complex; mitochondrion. Gene Ontology annotation, molecular function: glutaminyl-tRNA synthase (glutamine-hydrolyzing) activity.
CGAGGCGGGCCGGCAAGCGUGAGGCGGCAGGGAGCGGGCCGAUAUGCUGCGCGCCUCCCUCCGCGAGGUUUCGGCAGCGUUGAAGGAAGGACGUGUCACUCCGACGGAGCUCUGCCAGAGGUGCCUUUCCCUCAUCAAAAGCACUAAGUUUCUUAAUGCUUACAUUACCGUAGCGGAAGAAACUGCUUUGAAGCAGGCUGAAGAAUCAGAGAAAAGAUACAGGAGAGGUCAGCCACUGGGUGUUUUAGAUGGAAUUCCUGUUGCAGUAAAAGACAACUUUAAUACAGCUGGCAUUGAGACAACAUGUGCAUCAAACAUGCUAAAAGGUUAUAUUUCUCCUUACAAUGCUACAGUAGUUCAGAAAUUACUGGAUCAGGGAGCUGUGCUUUUAGGAAAAACAAACCUAGAUGAAUUUGCCAUGGGAUCUGGAAGUACAGAUGGGAUAUUUGGACCAGUCAGAAAUCCCUGGAGUUAUUCAAGACAGUACAAGGAAAAAUCCCAUUCUGAGGACAAAGAGCCUAACUGGGUAAUAACGGGAGGGAGCUCAGGAGGCAGUGCAGCUGCUGUGUCAUCUUUCACAUGUUUUGCAGCUUUAGGGUCAGACACAGGAGGAUCUACCCGAAACCCUGCUGCUCACUGUGGUGUAGUAGGUUUAAAGCCAACAUAUGGACUGAUCUCUCGCCAUGGUCUCAUUCCUCUAGUGAACUCCAUGGAUGUGCCAGGAAUCUUAGCCAGAUGUGUGGAUGAUGCAUCAGUUGUGCUAGGUUCCCUUGCUGGACAUGAUCCUAAAGACUCUACCACAAUUCAGGACAAUUUUAAGCCAUUUGAACUACCCAAUCUGACUGAUGUCAGCCAGCUCUCGAUAGGAAUUCCGAAGGAAUAUCAUGCACCAGGGCUUUCUAGUGAAAUUCUGGCUCUCUGGUCAAAGGCUGCUGACCUCUUUAAGAAUGCAGGUGCUAAAGUAAUUGAAGUGAGUCUACCACACACUCGUUACUCAAUUGUCUGCUAUCACGUGCUGUGCACAGCAGAAGUGGCAUCAAAUAUGGCCAGGUUUGAUGGACUGGAAUAUGGGCACCGUUCUGACAUGAAAAAGUCCACAGAAAGUAUGUAUGCUGCAACACGACGAGAAGGCUUUAAUGAUGUUGUUAGAGGAAGAAUUCUAUCAGGAAACUAUUUCUUGUUGAAACAGAACUAUGAGAAUUACUUUAUCAAGGCACAGAAAGUCAGACGUCUCAUUGCCAAUGACUUUGUGAAGGUUUUUGGGAGCGGUGUUGAUAUUUUACUCACUCCUACCACUCUGAGUGAUGCAGUACCAUACGUGGAAUUCAUCAAAGAAGACAACAGAACCCGCAGCGCACAAGAUGACAUCCUAACACAGGCUGCAAACAUGGCUGGACUGCCAGCCAUAAAUGUUCCUACAGGUCUUUCAGAGAGAGGCUUGCCAGUUGGGCUUCAGUUCAUUGGACGGUCAUUCCACGAGAAGCAGCUUCUCACUGUAGCCAAAUGGUUUGAAAAACAAGUAAAAUUCCCAAUGAUCCAGCUAGAAGUGAAGAGGCAUGACCAUAGUGCCUGUCACAAUCAGAAAUCUGCUUCUUUUUCAUAACAUGGGACUUGCUAGUCGGUUAAAGCAAGAAGGCUGUGGGGAUGGUCUAAAAAUGUAUUCCUGCAGUUAAUUCUUUUUUGCAGAAAUAAUAAUCUGUUUUAAGGAGACCAUAUACAGUAAUGCAGGAUGGAAUCAUCACAGCUUGUUACUAUGUAAUUAAGGCAAAGUGAAUCAUUACAUAAACAUGCCCGUUAUGAAGAACCAUUUCUAAGUGAUAUUAAAAACAGCAGGUUGAAAUUAUGUAUCUUAUGCCUGUGGAGCUGCUUUUUUCCAUCCCCAGAGGGCGUCUAAGGUAUCUGGCCCAUUAAAGUACUAACCUGAACCUUCCUGUGAAAAUUGCAUCGUUGCCAAAGGAUUGGUUUCCUUCUGGAGCAUAGACUUUUGUAAUGGAACAACUAGACAAACUCUAAUGGAGCAAAGGUAUCAAGGAUCCAUUCACCAACAGGAAAUGCAACAGGAAAUAAGGGAAUAACAUAUAGAGGGUUCAUUAAAAAAAAUAAAAAUCCCUUCUAGUAAACUCAUGCAGAAGGUGAAAUAAACUUCAGGUUUACAAAUCAUGCGGAUUACUCUGGUUACAUUCAUUGUAAGAAUGAUGAAUUCCAGAUUUCUUCUGGGGAAAGAUGUCUACCAGUCCUUGACUAGUUAUUUUCUUCUUCCUUCAUCAGUGUGCUUUAUAAUCAGCACUUAAUUUCUUUCUUAGUAAGUAUUCAUUUUAUCUUCUUCAGCAUAAGUCUCCAUAAAAGUAAUACCACCUAUUCCUUCGUGGACGGUUGUUCAACACAAUAGUAACUUGAAACAAAUUUUGAAACCAUAAUGUUGGUAGACUGGAAGACCUACUAAACAACUAAUAACCUGUUGUGACUGUUGUAGUUUCCAUUUUUCAAAAGUUGAGAAAGUAUGAAGGAUAAGUUGGUAAAUUUGGUUUUGCAUCAGAUUUGCUUUCAGUCAUAGUUUACAGUUUGCACAGAUGUAAAAAGUGUAGGGUGGGAAAAACAAUUGUGAUUUAGUCUGAUAUGGUAACCUACAGAAUCUUCCUGAAUUACAUCGUCUUACACUAUACUGUCACCUUUAUAAAAAAAUCACCUUAUUUCUAAAAAUUGCAAAUGAAUUGGUAAAUUUUCCACACCCCAAGGUGAGCUAUUCCAAUACCUUUACCACAUGAUUAAAAUGGUACAUGAUU